Pyricularia oryzae 70-15 is the source of this 624-nucleotide messenger RNA. RefSeq lists its product as uncharacterized. The transcript has 3 exons. Bases 1 to 624 code for a protein of 207 amino acids. The record is from RefSeq and is a predicted model, not a curated record. NCBI's taxonomy places the organism in Eukaryota, Fungi, Ascomycota, Sordariomycetes, Magnaporthales, Pyriculariaceae.
AUGCCGACGACAUCAUCUGCCCCGGUGUACGUCCCUAGUGCGAGUAGAAAGCUUCGAAAAGCCGGCGACACCCCGUACAUGUCCAUCCACAGCUUAACCCGGCGCAGAUUCCCAGUGCGAGUGAGAAGCAUGGGGCGCCUCAGUCACACUAUUCCACCACGGCCCACCGUCCACGGGGUGUACCAAGGGUGCGAACCAAGGCCGUGCCCACGUUUCUUGCUUCCCGUUACCCAAAGCCGUCUCCAGCAAUGGGCCGACCACGUCUUGCUGUCGGGACCCUUUGGAGACUGCCGCGCCGGCACAGUGCUUCCGGUCCACGUACAACUAACCAACCCCCGUAACGGCACUACCUCCUCGCUGCAGGCAAUCCCAGAAGCCUUCCGGGGAAGGACGCCUGCCUUUCCGGCUGGCAAAGUUUUUUUUUUUUGUGCCACGCUGGCUCGCAUCGCGAGAUUGGGCCUUGUCUUGUGCGCCUCUAUGCGGGUGGCGCGCCGAACCGCCGAUCGGACUCUUCCUUCACCGCGAUCAGUGGAAAACUCGUCAAAGGGGAGAUCUGUCGAUUAUACAUGGGUGUUGCGAGGAAAGGCGUUCCGUGUAGUGACGGUGCUUAGGGCGACAGGUUGA